Ornithodoros turicata is the source of this 1569-nucleotide messenger RNA. RefSeq lists its product as uncharacterized. Lineage: Eukaryota; Metazoa; Arthropoda; Arachnida; Ixodida; Argasidae. Bases 562 to 1569 code for a protein of 335 amino acids. The record is from RefSeq and is a predicted model, not a curated record. The transcript has 6 exons.
GAAACUUCCUCGUGAUCUCACUCCACCGAACGAACCAUUCAGAAAACUGCAGCGGGUGUUUAGUUUCAAAACUGAUAUUCAAGAAACCCUCCAAUGGCAAAUGGAGAACUCUACGGGGAAGCGACAGGCGAGGGAAGUAGUUCUCUUCAUCCACGAACCAACUCCUGCGCCAACUUAUUGGAAGUUUUCUUAAAAUAACCUUACGCACCUUCGGAGCAAAUCUUAAGAACAUAGCAGGAGCAGGCCAAACUCAAGGCUCAAACUCAGGGCAACGUUAACGUCAACUUAAGAACAUGUCACCGCUUACUGGCCACUUAAAAAAAUGCAUACUCGUGUGUAGAACAUGCUCUUAUCAAACGCCUCUACAGAAUGCUACUUCUCUGUGGUGGGUGGCGGUGAGGUGAUGUAAGGGGAAGCUGCGGUCAGCCUACUCUGGAGUGGCGGCUCGUUGCACCCUGCAAGAGGGGUGGGAGAGAUGAUGGUGGUACAGGAGAGAGCGGUGCUCCAACCUUAUUGCUAUGGGAUUUGGGUAGUCCAACAGAACUACCCGCCACAGAAAACAUGCGAGCAUCCCUCAGUAGGCUUCAUUGGGAUGCGCCCUGUACCACGGUAGCCAGCAGGAUUAUCGGCGAAGUUACCCCGUGUACUACUUCUCCCCUCUUUCGAAAAGAGAGGGCGAAUACCCCGUUGCGACACACACGUCAGAGAUCAGGGUGUAUUUCGUUCACUCGGCGUUUCAGUAGAGAUACCGCUAUCAUUGUCUGGUUACUUACACACACAGCGGCGAAAGCACCGAAGAACUCACUUGUGCUACGUUAUAUUCCAGAUACUGCGAAGCACAAUACAGGCAAGCGGUGCUCGGACGACUUCGACUGCGAGCAAGUCUUGGGCCAAGUGUGCAACAUCGAGAAGCAAGGCUCGACAGGAACCUGUCAGUGCCCCGACAGCACACCUGUUCGUGUAGUGGAGCACGGCCAGCCAAGAUGUGUCUCUGCUCGCCUGAUCUUUGAAGACUGCGCGGACACCGCCGAAUGUGCGUUCCUCAACCCUUAUGUGGAAUGUGUGAACCAGAUCUGCACCUGCUCUCCACCGAACGUUAUGAAAAGGAAGGACCUGUGCAUCCCAGAUUCAGCAUCCAAUACUACUUCCCAGACGGCCAACGUGUUUGCCAUGCUUCUCAUGAGCAUCGGAGCUAUCGCAGGCUUUGCAGCUCUUGUGGCCAGGAUCAUAAUUGUCAGAGAAGGCCGACACCAAGAUAGCGACGAAGGACCACAUGGUCGUUAUCGAUGGCGACAUCAGGCGGAUGAUCCUCCGAUGGUCCUGUUAAGCAAAGGCAUCAAGCGCAUUUUCAAUGACUGCAAAGAUAAGAUACAAGAUAUGGUACUUCGGAAGCCCGUGCUCUCUCCGCAGAUGCAAAGUCUAAUCGAAAUCCGGCCUACCAGGCCUACCAGAACCUCCCAUGAGAGCACGGUUGUGGUUGAUGUCCACGUGCCAUACGAACCGUUGGACUUUGAGGACAUGGCUUCGUUGGAAUCUCACCUUGACAUCACACAGGUCGAAGAUUACUAA